Molecule: messenger RNA, 2119 nt
Organism: Venturia canescens
Lineage: Eukaryota; Metazoa; Arthropoda; Insecta; Hymenoptera; Ichneumonidae
Exons: 5
Coding region: 501-2078 (525 amino acids)
Biological process (GO): cell division
Molecular function (GO): protein binding
Source: RefSeq, a predicted model, not a curated record
AUGGGAAGUGAUGAAAAUUUUUGGGGACCCACACUCAUAAAGUGUAUAAGUUUAGGGAUAUAAAAAAAGGCGAUAAAUAUGAAUGAAAAAAAAUCAACAGGUCUUAGUGUUCCGGUAAAAGCGCUCAAGGAAUUUUUUUUUCAAAGGCCUCUAAAUGGCCUCUUUGGAAUUGUGAUAAUAAUUCAAUUUACUUUAAUGCAGUAAUAACAAAAGAAUGAAUGUUCAUUUUGGCUUAGGUAAAUGAAGUGCACUGUCACUUGUACUUUCUUGCCUACAACUUUCAUUAAAAACUUUUGUUGACAGUCUCUGGUUUCAAAAUUUUGACAUUAUUUUGUAAAAUAAGUAAAAACCCUGGCGAAAGAUGGAGGUGAUGGAAUUGGCUGAUCUACGAAAGGCAUUUAUGCCUUCGGAAAAUCGAUAUGAGAAUCCUCAUCGCGAGGCUAUGCGAGUAAGAUUUGAAAUACAGCUGAUUCCUUUUUAUUUAAUUCAAAAUAAGCUUUAUGUAUCAGCUGAGAACUUUGUGGACAUUUGAUGAACGAUCGAGCAAAAGCAGAGACGCCCAACGAGCGAUUGAACUUUUUCAUGAAGCAAGAAAUCUCGUUGCAACGAAUGAAUUUUCCACAGCUCUUCAAAUAAUUAGAAAAGCUCUGAUAAUGAAUCCUCGAUAUCAUGCUCUUUUUGCACUGAGAGGUGAUAUAUUUUUCCAGCAAGAUAAAUUGGAUCUGGCGAUUCACAAUUACGAAGAAGCAAGGAAGAUGGUGAAGUUCGACAAAAAAUCGGCUAGCGAAAUGUCUUCGUACGUGAGAAACCUCAUAGAUGUUUAUUGGAAAAGAGGACUGCAGUAUUCCAAGCAAGCUCGAUACAUCGAGGCUGCUAGUGACUACGAACAAAUUCUCGUUUUGAAACCUUAUGGAGUAGUUUUGACCGAAAUUGAAGACGAACUUUUGAGGACAUUGAGAAAAAUGGACAAGUACGAAGCAUUUCGAUACGAAUGGUCACGUUUCAUGAAUGAUGCAGAUCCAUCGAGAGUCUCAUCUCUGUUGACUCAACACGCAGAAUACAAGAUUUAUCGAAGAGAAAUGAGCUCGGCUCGUCAUAUUCUUUUCGAGGCGAUUGAUCUUGAUUCCGAAAACGAAAAAGCUCACGAGUUGUUACAGGUGAUCUAUGACACGGGCCACCAUUUAGUAGUAUUUUCCAUAACAUGGUCCGUCUAUGGUUGUCACGACAAAGCCCUGAUGGCCAUUGAAAAAGCACGAGACUGCGAUCCUUACAAUCCUGGAUAUACUCUCCUAAAAGCCAUUGUACUCAGGCUCUCAGGACGCUUGUUGGAAGCUGUGAAAUGGCUGGAAAGCGUUGACAAAGGUUUCCACAAACUCCUUGAACCAUCCCGGGACAAGCAGGGCUCGAUUAUGGGCAACCUUACUAUUGAGCAAACGAGGACUCAACUUGUUAAACAAUGGUAUUUGAUAAGAUACGACAUGGCUGUACAAUUCAUGCUCGAGGAAAGAUACAAUGACGCUUUAAAAAUUCUAGAGUCAAGUCGAUUGAGAGAACAAUAUGCUGAAACGUAUACAUUGAUGGGCGACUGUAUGUCAAAAUUGGGAGAACCAGACAAAGCCCUGCAAAUGUAUCUGACCAGUUUAGCAAAAGCAGUCGAUUUCAAAACGAUUGAUCCAAAAUCUCGAAAAUAUAUUCAUCUGGUGAAACGGAUAACUGAUAUAUUGAAUGAAAAAUGUAGUCAAUACGUGGAUGAUGGACGAUCGAAAGAAGCAGUUAAAAUAGCAAACGAUGUUGCACAAGUUUUGGAAAAAACUUCUGACCAAAAUUCACUGAUUCUUGGACAAAAUCUCGGCGAAGCUAUGAUCUGCAAAGCAAGAGCUCAAUACCAAAAUGAAGAAGUGAAGAAAACGAGUGCUUUUCCUUUACUCGCCGAAGGAUUCACACUCGCACGAGGCGUUGACGAUCAUGGACUUUAUAAAUAUGUCUUCCAUGAUACGAAUCUUGAAAAAGUUGUUGAUAACUUUGGCAGAAGAAGAAUACUUCCAAAAUCUAUGAAAUUACUGAUGCAGUACUCCUGAACACUGUCGAGAAUAAAUUUUUAUGAAAAAUUUAUCUUCAA